AUGCGCUUCGCUGCUAUUCUAUGGCAAGCUGUCGAAAAUAACUUAUUUUUAAUUAAGAUGUUGGUGAUUGUAACAAACCCACAUACAAAACAAAGAAUUAUAGAGUAAGAUUUAAGUGGUAAAGAACAAAAAUAUGAAUAUAAGUAUUUAUCACGAAUAAAUAAAUUAUUAUUUAAGGACUACAGGAAAGAAUAUACUCUUUUCAAUAAUAAUAAGUUUAAGUGUUAUGGCAAGAUAAUAGUGAAAUUUUUCAUAAUUAAUGUGCUUGCGUGCCAUCAAUAAAAAUAUGAAAACUAUCACAUCUUCAUAAAUGGAUGGGGUCAAGUCUAUCAGAAUCCAUAAUAUCAGCAGUAAAUUUUGGUUCUAUUUUAGAACAGGAAAAUCGAAAAUUACUUAGGAAUAUUUCUUUAUAGAGCAUUUUCAAAAUUCUCUUAUAAUUAAUUUUUUAUUAGAUAUGGUGAUGUACUUUUUUGAAAAAACAUAUUUGGUCUUGGUUAUUUGA
Messenger RNA from Paramecium octaurelia, 502 nucleotides. NCBI's taxonomy places the organism in Eukaryota, Ciliophora, Oligohymenophorea, Peniculida, Parameciidae. The record is from the annotation of a GenBank genome assembly.